UGUUCGAUUAGCCUCAUUUCGAUGCUUCCCUUAGUGUAACCAUGGAGGAAGGAGGGGUGUAACACUGGUGUAUUUAGGGAAGUUAAUCGAACACACCCUAUGUGGCCCUCGUGCGUACUGUGUUCCUGGAUGACCUGGACUUUUUGAAACACUGAACGGGUUCAUUUUAUUUACAGCAACACAGCACUUAAGAGCAAUAUCUGUCUGAUGAAUUGUCUUUUUAGUUAUUUGUACAAGUCAUGUGUUGUGCAUCACUAACAAUUACAUCUCAGCAAGGGUCGAGUUGAGCUGUCUUAACAGCGGGGUGAUAGUAUAAGUUCCAUAUAAUUUCCCCUUGCAGUACAUGUACGUACAUGUAGUUCGUCAGCCAUCCGAAAGGGAUAACAUGUACAGUUAAAUAUCCUGCUAUUAAGAACAUGCUGUCUGCAGCACGAAGGUGCCAGUCAAGAUGGGGACACAUUCUUCGCCUGACUGCCAGCUCUCUCCCCUCAGCAACAAAGGGCAGUCCACGCCGUCAUCUCACUGGGACAGCAGUCUGCAAUCACUACAAUCAACCCUUGAGUGGGCAUGAUGUCCCGCGACCUGGGGGCAUUGCGACUAUGUUCAGGCUUCCCUAUCAGACAACUGCCGAAGGGCUUGACGCGUGCUUUGUGGGUAUCCCUUUGGAUACCGGAACUACACACAGAUCGGGGGCCAGGUUCGGCCCAAGGCAGAUCAGGACCGAGUCAUGUCUGAUCCGAUUUUACAACAGCCUUGGUGCAGCGCCCUUUGAAAGCUUACAGGUUGCUGACAUUGGAGACGUCAACAUCAACCUGUAUGACCUGAAGAAGGCCGUGCGCAUGAUCAAGGAAGCCUACUCAAAGAUCCUCACGACUGGCUGCAAGCCGUUAACUCUUGGCGGUGACCACACCCUGUCGUACCCAGUGCUUCAGGCCGUUAAGGAGAAGCAUGGCACAGUGGGGCUGGUCCACAUAGAUGCCCACGGCGACACAGCGGAUGAAAUGCUAGGGGAGAAGAUUGCUCACGGCACUUCCUUCCACCGAGCCCUCGAGGAAGAGCUUGUCGACCCGAGAAAGAUGGUGCAGAUCGGCCUACGGGGGCCUCAGGAUGCACAGGAUGACACUGAGUGGCAGAGAAACCAGGGAGUGUGGGUGGUUCGGAUGGAGGAGUGUCAUCACAAGUCGCUCCUUCCGCUCAUGUCAGAGGUCAGGCAAAUGAUGGGAGACACCCCUGUUUACAUCAGCUUUGAUAUCGACGGCAUAGAUCCAGGUUUUGCUCCAGGAACAGGAACUCCUGAAGUCGGUGGGCUGACGCCAAUACAGGGCAUGGAGAUCAUUCGUGGCUGCCGCGGGCUGAACAUCAUCGGUGGAGAUCUGGUCGAGGUGUCACCUCCCUAUGACCCGUUUGGCACCACCGCGUUGCUGGGUGCCAACCUGCUGUUUGAGAUGUUGUGUGUGCUUCCUGGCGUCAAGUACCCAUCCAAGUAAUCUCUGUGUUUUUGGAUGUGUGUUUGUGUAGCUGAUCUUCUGGCUAUUCAUUUAAGACGGUGAUAUCCCCACUUGUGCCUAGUCAAAUUACAAAUGCUAGUGAGCCAGUUCGGUAUUCCCACAGCGCAGGCCAAAAAUAAAGCCUAUCCAAGGUCAUUCAGACACGCGUCUGCCAAAUCACUGCGGCUGUACAUGCACUCGCUUUGUUUCCGAAUGACCUCGCUUUUUUAAAUACAUGUACCGAACCAGGUCAUUGAGAGCACAUUUGAAGAGUAUCAAAUGAGUUUGUGUACAGAGAGUUGUGAUAGGUUCAGAUCAGAGACCAAUAUUGGUGCCAAAGUCUGCCACAAUGACUCGUGCCCAUUGCAUCAUGCAUAAAACAGUCAAUCAUCAAACCUUGAAAUGUUUGUCAUUUGUCAUGGAACAAAUCAUAGAGGGAAACUGGCUUGUUUGUCAUUUGCUUACACAUUAAUGCAACCUCAAUUGGAAACAUCAUACUUAAGUACACUCGCCUCAUACUGCAACUCUUUGUACAUGUAUAUAUGGCUCUGGCUAAAACAUUAAAAAACAUAGUUAUAACAAUGAAAGUUUUGUUGAGGAAAUUAAGCCAUAUACUAUAUAUUUUAUCUAUAACAGCUGAAAACUUGUCAAAUUGAGGUUUAAAUGAUUUAGGACUGCAGUAGAGUGUCCUGCUAUUUUACUUUUUGCUUGUUUCCUGCUUUUUUAUAAUAUCAUUUUAGGGGAUUUGUUUACAACUUGCUCUGACCAUUCUUGGUAGAGGUUUGUGUAUGAAACAAAACCCACAAAAACUCUCGGUAACCCAAGCUUUUUUUUGCCCAGGAUGACAUUACUGUUUAGCUCAUAAAUGUGGAAAUCAGCAUGGGCAAAAUUAGCAAUGGGGACAUUACUAACAACUCGGCGAUUAUAAAUGAAAUUGAAAGGCUUUGAAUCAUGCAAGAUCUGAUCAACAUCAAUUAAAUGUCAACAAAGGUUAAUGCAGCCCCAUUGUAUGCCCUUAAAAAUUGGCAGAACACAGGAUGGAACUCACUGUACACAUUCUGAGGGCAAAGUGUUGUGAAAACUGAAAAGAAAAUGAUACAUUAGGGAUGAUUUUAGAUGUAUUGAAAAUUGGGGUCAGAAAGCAGCCAAGCUGCACUUCCUUGCCAGUCAAUUCAAGUGUAGUCAGUUCAGUUAUACUAUGUUGCAUGUAUUCUGAAAAUGAUAUUUUUGGGGCUAAAUUUUAAGGCUUUUUUUUUAAUUUUUGUUUAAUAUGUAUCCGGCGGUAACAAAAUAAUGAUCAGUGUUUUGUAUUACAGUACAGGUGUAUGUCAGUGUGCCUGUUUGCAGUACAUCGUGACUGCAAAUGAUUUUUUUCAUAGAGGUAGGCAAGAUCUGCUACCUUGUUUACAUUUGCAGUUGUUUUCAUUCGCUUCAAUCUCUUUAUAUGAGGCUAAGCAACCAUGAUACAUGUAGACUGCAUAACCUAUCAGCCUAAUGGUCUAUUUCCAAAGAUGAUAUUCUUGGGCGUAAUGAUUCUUUUACAAGCUAUGUCAGAUCAUUGUUGACGGCAUUUCCAGAGGGGGGGGUGUGCCAGAGUCGAUUUGCUGACUUGUAACUUGUUCUCCAACCUCAUGUCGUGUAAAAUUUACAAAAUGCAGAGGACAAUUUACUCCCAUUGUAAUCUUUCAUCUGGCCGAGACUGGCUCCAUCCGAAAUACCAUAAAAAGUGCAGUUUUUGAGAGAAAGUGACAAGUGUCUCCUAUCUCACUCUAGAAUAGUUCAGAGCAAUUGAAGACACUUGACAAAAAAUCAGCCAGCACCAACGCCCACUAACACCCCAAUCCAUCACCACAAAUAGUGGAUUUCCUUUACUAAUUCUUCCAGUUUGAAAUUCUUCAGGGAAUAUCGUGCCCAUUUUUGAUACUUCACUCUCAUUGACAAACUUGUGUGUCGUUUAUGUCUUUAUCCAGCAAUUCUCUGUGUUUUCUUAAUGCCAAUUCAUCAGGCGAAAGCGAAGUGAAUUUGAUGUCACGAAAAAUUUGCAGGUGAAUUUCGCUCGAGUUAAAGUGUAUUCAACAUAUGCAAAUUCGUAAUGCGAAUAUCUGAUCUGACGUUACAAAUUUGUAUUCGUUUUCUCUCUUAUGCGAAAGUAUGAAUAUGAAGUAUGAACUGGCCUAUAAACAACAUACUCCUUUAAUGUAUACAUCAAAACUGGGAAACAAAGGAUUUUUAUCCAUGAGUUUUAUUCCCCUACAUUGCUGAUAAUUCCCUACAUACAUGUACAUUUGUAAUACAUAUUACUGCAUCUUUCUUAAAACUCCCCACAACGCUGCACUAUUAAGUGGUACUUUACCAGUGAUUUAUUAUUUGUGUUAUUGUUAUUUGAGAAAUCAUUAAGAUGUUUCAAAAAUAUUUUCAAGUAAUUUUUCAAUUUCUUUGCAAAAAUUCUCAAAGUGACUUCUCGAGUUUUUUUUGAAAAGCAAGUUCAUAUUUUUAUAUUGGUAAAAGAUUUCUAAUCAAGCUAUGUUGUUACAAAUCCAAGGUUGAUGGAAGGGUAUUAUUGUUUUCUCUGGCAUUGUGUUCUGAAAGAAAGCAGUGGAGCAGUUUGAAAUGAAUUUUAUUUUAUCAGAGAAUUUAUACAAUUUCAGUAUUAUUCCAUGUGACUUUUAAAUAUUUGAAAAUAACUUUUCAAGUGAUUUACAAAUCCUUAUCUCAGUAACACGUUUUUAAACAGAUUCUUGUACUUGUACAGCAAUUUAAAUCAAUGAAAGAGUAGACUCGAGAUGUUUGCGUUUACUCAAAUAUUGUGGAAGGGAUGAAUUGAUUUUUCUAAUGGUACUGUAAACUGUCAAAGAUAAUAAUAAAUUCCUCUAUCAAGCCAAAAAGAAAA
Acanthaster planci (crown-of-thorns starfish) is the source of this 4377-nucleotide messenger RNA. RefSeq lists its product as uncharacterized. The record is from RefSeq and is a predicted model, not a curated record. NCBI's taxonomy places the organism in Eukaryota, Metazoa, Echinodermata, Asteroidea, Valvatida, Acanthasteridae. Gene Ontology annotation, molecular function: agmatinase activity; metal ion binding.